Tinamus guttatus (white-throated tinamou) is the source of this 1179-nucleotide messenger RNA. The record is from RefSeq and is a predicted model, not a curated record. NCBI's taxonomy places the organism in Eukaryota, Metazoa, Chordata, Aves, Tinamiformes, Tinamidae.
AUGGCGCUCUAUGUGGUGUUUGUGGAGCUCCGUGGGGUGUUCGUGGAGCUCAAUGGAUGGAAGGACAAGAAGGGACCGCUGCUGGAGGGGGCCCCGCUGCGGCUCAAGCCGCGCAGCGUCCACGAGCUCUCCGUGGAGCAGCAGCUCUACUACAAGGAGAUCACGGAGGCCUGCGUGGGCUCCUGCGAGGCCAAGCGGGCCGAGGCCCUGCAGAGCAUCGCCACCGACCCCGGCCUCUACCAGAUGCUGCCACGUUUCAGCACCUUCAUCUCCGAGGGGGUGCGCGUGAACGUGGUGCAGAACAACCUGGCGCUGCUCAUCUACCUCAUGCGCAUGGUGAAGGCCCUCAUGGACAACCCCACGCUCUACCUGGAGAAAUACGUGAGCGCGUCCCCCACCCCCGUGAGCCGGCAGCUCUGCCUGCGGCCCGACGUGGACAACCACUGGGCCCUGCGCGACUUCGCCGCCCGCCUGGUGGCCCAGGUCUGCAAGAACUUCAGCACCACCACCAACAACAUCCAGUCCCGCAUCACCAAGACCUUCACCAAGAGCUGGGUGGACGAGAAGACGCCCUGGACCACGCGCUACGGCUCCAUCGCGGGGCUGGCCGAGCUGGGCCAUGACGUCAUCAAGACGCUGAUCCUGCCCCGGCUGCAAGUGGAGGGCGAGCGGGUGCGGAGCAUCCUGGAGGGCCCCGUCGUCAGCAACAUCGACAAGAUCGGGGCCGACCACGUCCAGACCCUGCUUCUGAAACACUGCGCCCCGGUGCUGGCCAAGAUCAGUCCGCCCCCGGACAACCAGCACUCCUACAAGCGAGCGGAACACGUCAACCGCACCAUGCUGACCAUCACCCAGCCGCGCCCCACGUUGACGCUGUCACAGGCGCCCCAGGGCCAGGCGGGUCCCCCGCGUCCCCCCAGCAUCAUCAAGGUGCCCAGCGCCAUCACGCUGCCCGUGCAGACCCUGGUGUCGGGGCGCCCGGGGACCCCCACGCAGCCCUCGCCGCCCCCCACCAAGUUCAUCGUCAUGUCCUCGGCCUCGGGGACCAGCGCGUCCCAGCAGCUGUCCCCGUCGGCCACUGCUGCCACCAAGCCCGAGGACAGUCCCCAGGCGACCUCGGCGCCCUUCGGCAAGGCCAACGGGGCCACCGUGCCCCAGUCCCCCCAGGCCACCCAGUGA